GACGGGCGCGCUGUCUCCCGGCCUGUCUGCAGCUGGGCGGCGGCGGCGGUGGCAGCAGGACCGCGCAGGCACGGGUUCGGGGAGCGGCACCAUGAGCGGAUCACAGAACAAUGACAUGAAAAGACAGUUUCUGCUGGAGCGACUAUUGGAUGCAGUAAAACAGUGCCAGAUCCGCUUUGGAGGGAGAAAGGAGAUCGCCUCAGAUUCCGAUAGCAGGGUUACCUGCCUGUGCGCCCAGCUGGAAGCCGUCCUGCAGCAUGGCUUGAGGAGGAGUCGGGGACUCGCACUCACGGCGGCAGCGAUCAAGCAGGCAGCGGGCUUUGCCAGCAAAACCGAAACAGAGCCCGUGUUCUGGUUUUACGUGAAGGAGGUCCUGAACAAGCAUGAGCUGCAGCGCUUCUACUCCCUGCGUCACAUCGCCUCCGAUGUGGGCCGUGGCCGCGCCUGGCUGCGCUGCGCCCUCAACGAACACUCUCUGGAACGCUACCUGCACAUGCUCCUGGCCGAUCGCAGCAGGCUCAGCACUUUUUAUGAAGACGGGUCUUUCAUGAUGGAUGAAGAAAGGUCCAGCAUGCUUCCCACUAUGGCAGCUGGUCUGAACUCCAUUCUUUUUGCAAUUAAUAUUGACAACAAGGAUUUAAAUGGGCAGAGUAAGUUUGCUCCUAGUGUGUCAGACCUCUUAAAGGAAUCAACGCAGAACGUGACCUCCUUGCUGAAGGAAUCCACACAAGGAAUGAGCAGCCUUCUCAGGGAGAUCACAGCAUCCUCUGCUGUCUCCAUCCUCAUCAAACCUGAACAGGAGACCGACCCUCUGCCUGUUGUGUCCAAGAAUGUCAGUGCUGAUGCCAAAAGUAAAAGGGAGCGAAAGAAGAAGAAGAAGGUGACCAACAUUAUCUCCUUUGACGAGGAGGAUGAGCAGAACUCUGGUGACAUUUUUAAGAAGAUAGCCGGGGCGGGGGAGAGCUCAGAGGAGAACUCCGACCGCUCCUCUGUCAACAUCAUUUCAGCCUUUGAAAGCCCUUUUGGGCCAAAUUCCAAUGGAAGUCAGAGCAGCAGCUCGUGGAAAAUUGAUUCUCUGUCUUUGAAUGGGGAGUUUGGGUACCAGAAGCUUGACGUGAAAAGCAUUGAUGAUGAAGAUGUCGAUGAAAACGAGGAUGGUGUGUACCAGCACAUGCUGGGAAGAAAGUGCUCCGGUCGCUCAGAGUCGCCUGAGAAGCCUCUGGAUGCGAACACCUGCCUCUCCCAGAUGCACAGGUGGGCUCCGUUGCAGGUGCUGCAUGGUGACGCCGAUGUCCUCUUCCCUGUCAGUGGCCCUGAAGAUGCCCCCCUUGGAAGCCUGGAGAAUGGGACAGUACCUGAGGACCACGUGCUCACUGAGCCUGGGCUGCAAUUCAGUGUGGAAGCCAGUCCUCCAGAGCAAGGAAGUCCCCUGAGCAGCCUGUUACCUACUGCCUCAGUGCCAGAGUCAAUGACCAUUAGUGAACUCCGACAAGCCAUCGUAGCCAUGAUGAACAGGAAAGAUGAGUUGGAAGAAGAGAACAGAUCGCUGCGGAACCUGCUGGAUGGUGAGAUGGAACACUCGGCUGUGCUCCGGCAGGAGAUCGACACCUUGAGAAAGAAAGUGGCCGAGCAGGAGGAACGGCACGUCACGAAGGUCCAGGCGUUGGCAAGAGAAAAUGAGGUGCUCAAAGUCCAGCUGAAGAAAUAUGUAGGAGCUGUCCAGAUGCUGAAAAGAGAAGGUCAAACAGCUGAAGUUUUACCCAAUCUCUGGAAUGUCGAUGGAGAAGUUACAGUCGCUGAACAGAAGCCGGGAGAAGUUGCUGAAGAGCUGGCAAGUUCCUAUGAAAGAAAGCUCAUAGAGGUGGCGGAGAUGCACGGCGAGCUGAUCGAGUUCAACGAGCGGCUGCACAGGGCGCUGGUGGCCAGGGAGGCCCUCGUGUCCCAGAUGAGACAGGAGCUCAUCGAUCUCCGGGGCCCGGUGCCUGGAGAUUUGAGUCAGACAUCCGAAGACCAGAGUUUGUCGGAUUUUGAAAUAUCCAACCGGGCGCUGAUCAAUGUCUGGAUCCCAUCGGUGUUCCUCCGGGGCAAGGCAGCGAAUGCGUUCCACGUGUACCAGGUCUACAUCCGGAUAAAAGAUGAUGAGUGGAAUGUCUACCGGCGGUAUACGGAGUUCAGGAGUUUGCACCACAAGUUACAGACCAAGUACCCUCAAGUGAGGGCCUACAGCUUCCCACCCAAAAAGGCCAUUGGAAACAAGGACGCCAAGUUCGUAGAGGAACGUCGGAAGCAGCUCCAGAACUACCUGCGCAGCGUCAUGAACAAAGUCAUCCAGAUGGCCCCCGAGUUUGCCGCCAGCCCCCAAAAAGAGACCCUUAUCCAGCUGAUGCCCUUCUUCAUUGACGUUACCCCUCCUGGAGAGCCACUGAGCAAGAACAGCCGCCCCAAAGUGGCUUCCCGCUUCCCCAAGCUGUCCCGGGGCCACCCCAGGGAGACGCGCAACGUGGAGCCCCAGAGCGGUGACCUCUGACCCUGAUGGAACCCCAGGAGCGGGCGCCGUGUGUGGCACCAGCUGCCUCCGACCCGGUAACUGUGUCCAACUGGCUGCAGCAGCUGGCCCCUUCCACCCCGGAUGACAGCCGUGUCCCCCCGGUGACCCCAGGCGAGUGCUCCUUCCUGCCGGCCACGUGACACCCCGAUUAAACUGGUCAGUCUCAAAGCCACACACAGACCUGUCCUCAGUGCAGCAGCUCCUCACUGGGACGGCUCAGACUCGCGGUCACUGCCCCCCUGGGGUCUGCCUGGGCGCCGAGGGCCCUCACUCCCUUUCCCGCAGCUCGGGGGCCAGCAGGGGGAGUGCCAGGCCAGCCCGAGACCCAUCUUGAGCUGUAGGACUCUGUGUCUCAUUUGGCCAGAAGGUUCCUUCAGAAUCAGCCUCUUGACACUUUCCCACAUGGGGAUAAGAAUGACUGUUACCCUCUUUUUUUUUUUUUUUCCUUUUUAACAUAGUUGCCUACUAGACCUGUGGAAAUAGGGGCUUGGGGUUCUUGUUCUGUUCCUUUCUACUCUCGACCAAUGGUCACUGGACACCUGACAGCAUCGUCACAAUGGCCAGCAGCGGCUGUCGUGGGCGUCACUCUUCCAGGAGGACCCACAGGCUGUCCACAAGUCAGCGGGGAGGCCGCGCUCUGUAGAGAGGCUCAGCCCUGGGGGCCACCACGGAGGUUUGGGAGAAGCUGAUCCCGCAAGUGUCCCCUCUGGACACAUCAGGUUUGUUCCCUGGAAACAGGGCCACGAGGCACCAUCUGCCCCCGUGCCAGGCGCUCUGGGAGGAAAGCCCUGUUGGCCCCAGACCCCUCAUUCUCCAUCCCUCCCAUCUCGGAGCAAGGCCUUGGAGUCCAGAGAACUGAGCAGCCCAGGGAGGAGGGCGAGCAGCGUGGAGGUGCCUGUCUCCAGGCCGCAGCUCCCAUGGCAGGGACCACCUCACGGGACCAGCCCCUCUGCCAGUUUGACGCUGGACUCGCGGACGUGUCUCCCACCCCGGUCAGGAGCCAUUCUCGGCUGCUGAGGUUACGAAGAGCUUGGGAGGAGUAUUUACAAGCUGAAAAGGAGGUUUUAGAAUAGACCAGACAGGAAUCAAUUCACUCCUCUUUGAACUGAGAAAAUAAAGACGUAGGGGACUCUGAUGAAGCAAAAGUGUGUGAAAGGCAAUCAUUGAGAGGCUAACCACGCACCGUUCCUGAGACUGUUGAACGCAUUGGCGUAAAACUUGCUUGAUGACCUAGGUGAGCAUUACACACUUUCUAGCUCAAGGAAACUUCUGGAAAGAAUCCCCUGGAAGGUUUAUGCUACAUGUUCCGCCAUUGGCCAGAAGAAAGCUCAUUCGGGGAAAGGAGAUAAAGCCGGGACCGUUUCCACACAGCCCUGCGGGGAAACAGGAGGGGCCUGAAUGGCUUCCGUGGAACCUUCUGUCAGGUGGGGGGUUUCUUUCCUCUGUGUUUGCCAAGGUCACCGCUGCACAAACACUCCAUUUGAAUUCCAAGUCCCCGAGCGCGGAUUCUAGGCCGCCGUGGCUGGCUGCUUUGAACAUGGAGAGCCGGCUGCCCCACGCCGGCCUCGGUGAGCUUGAUUUACUUUGCCCUGGCUAAUUUGGAGUAGGUCUUCAGUGCCAAGCGAGUGCCUGUGCUCGGCAGGGCCUCUGAGCAGCACCUCGCACAUCUCCUCUCCCUUACAGUCGCUGCAGAAGGGAGUGCCCUUCUCCGUCCUGCACACGGGCCACGGUCUGUAGUCAGCUUGCUCUCCCCGGCAGCUGACCUGGCACACAUCUGAGUGUGAGUCUGUCCUCGCUGUCUCCAUCCAUCCCACUCGGACCCCCGUCUGCUCUGAGGCCUGCACCUGGCGUUACACAACAAACCAAAGCAAGACCCCAGAGCCGCAGCUGAGGGUGCUCAGCCGCCAAGAGAGCGAUGCGUGCAGCCUACGGUUCAAAGGAAGAAGAAAGGCCGCUCCCCAUUUUUAAGUGUUUAAGUAUCAUUGGAGAAUGUGCCCUGUUCUCCCCCAAAUGUUGAUUUUAAACUCAUGUUCCGAGGGCCACAUGGAAACCAUUGUUUGCUUCCUAUGUGCACCCCUCUUUGUGAUCCUGCAGCACACAGAUCAGCUCAAAAAGGCCUCCAGCACGAACCUCCCAGCAGCUCUGCAGAGCCUGCACCCAGGAAUCACGGCCGGUGGCCUGUGACGAUUCCAUCCACCCAGCUGCUCAGAGUGCUCCUGCCCUGCUCCUGGUGUCAUGACGAACCUCAGGCCAAAGAGGCCAGUGACUGACUGUACAGUGGCAGAAUGCCCAGUUCCCGGAGAAAGGUCAAGACCACCCACAUCUAGUGAGGUCAAGACUGAGAACUCGGUGCACGAAGUGCUACCCCAAGGAAGCAUCGUCACGCCCUCCAACCUGGAGUCAAACCAGGACCUGUAUCCUGUCCCACUGCGGCACCCGCGCAGCCACCCACAGGCCCUCGGAGGAAAGAGCAUCCACAGAAAGGACCAGCUGAGCUUGCUUCUGUCUCCUUGAGCCAAUAGAAAGCUUCUUUGGUGCCUCUGAAGUUAGCAUCUAAGAACAAAGCCCACAGGAACGGCCUCUCCUGCUCUUCUCAGACCAGCCCCAUGGAGGGAACAUCAGCCCCGGGCCUUCCAGCCAAGGAGAAACUGUCCACUUGCAGCCUGGCUCACCAAGAACAGAGCAUCAGCAGUUCAUCUCUGGCAUCAUCUUGUUCAUUUCUGUUUUUUUUUCCCCCAGGUGAAACGAAACUCAGGAAAAGUAGAGCUGGCAGACAUGUCUCUCCAGACAAGAGAAAACUAAAGCGUCCAGGAAGGAUAUCGAAGGCUGAUGUAAACUAGCCCGAGCAGCCCAGAUGGGGAGAGCCUUCUCAGCGUCUCUUCCUGGAGUCGGCGCCAGAUCCCGACUUGGGAGGCCGCAUCCAGCUCCCUGGAGUCUCCUGGCUGGACACUGCCCACUGUGACUAGCCAGCCUCAGCAGAAAGCAGAGCGUUUCUCUAAGCUCGGUCCCUUGGCAAGUAGGGAGAUUUUAUCAAGGAAGCUGGUGGCCUUAAAACCCAACAGCCAGGCACCUCCAAGGGGCCCUGAUCAUACAGGAAAUUGCAGGACUGACUCAACAAGGAGACGACACCACCUCAUGAGGGCCAGUGAUUGGCAUAAAUGCGAGGGUGCAAGGGCUGUGGGCAAGUGCUCAUGGACAGAGUCUAAUUCCAGGCUCUUGACUCCAUUAAGAAGAGCUCUUUGAUAACUGCAGACAUUUUGGAACAGCCAGCAGGUUGUGUGCUGUGCCUUUAGCCAACAGAGGCCAUCGAAAUCUGUGUGCGUCAGUCUGAUGGGUAACAUAGCUGUGGCCACUGCCAAGCAGCAGCAGGCUCUGAAGGCCCAAUCAUUAAUCCCCAGGUGUGGGUCCCAGGAGCAGCGAACAGGAGUGAACACUGCCAGCCAGCCCCAGUGUGUCAGACACAGGCUAGCGGCCUCCUCUUUUUCUCUUGGGGCGAUUCCCCCACAUGCUCUGGCUUCUCAUGGGAACGUGGAUCCAUCCAUGCGGCCCAGGACACCAGCUGGCUCCUCCUGUGGAGGCCAGGCCCCAUCCCGUGGGUCCCAGUGGGUGCCCUCCUCGCCAGUCACCCCCGGAAUCCUCCAUCUCUCAGGCUGGCUCCGUUGCUCAAGCACCAGUGGAGCUCUCCACUCCAGAAGCAUCCUCUUGCUUGGGCCCUUAGCUGCUGGCAAAGGACAGGCUGGUUUUUCAGCUCGGAGCUGGGGCUGGACAUCCCAUCACCCGCCUGAGAAAGACUCUGCAGCCCCUGUCCAGGCUCUCAGACCGGGUAGGAGGCAUCUUGGAGAGGCCGUGCCUCCCGCCCACCUCCGCCCGAGCUCCUGUUGCAAUAACUGCCCUGACUCUUCUCAGUGUCUCCUCAGGAGCAGCGCCAGACCUGCCCAGACCUUCUCCCCAGUCAAGGCUCUGACUUGGGCAGACACGGGGGAGGCUUCCAGAAGGCAGGUGUCUGCUUACCAAACAAGGUCUAUCAUACAAACACUUUUCAAAAUAUUGUGCAUUAUUUUAUUAAACCUAACAUUAAAUAUUUGCUUUUCAGAUUGGUUUCUGUGCUAAUUUUGCACAAUUGUAGCACUGUAUAUUUUAUCUAACGUUUCUGUGCCAAAAAGUUCAUUUUAUGUUUCUGUAACACACAGUCUCGAUUAUGUUUCUAAAAUAAAACUUCAGCUACUGGAUCGAUGGGAAUGAGAGUGGAACGCCGAGGGCAGACCAAGUGUAUGUCCAUCCCGCGGCUGCUAACGUGCACCCAGUCAGGUCGCCUCUGGACUCUUUCACCGUCUCUUUAACCUUGAGCUGCUGCCACAUAUGGGCCUGGUUUUCAGUAGCUCUAAAUUUUACCAUGGAGCCCUUACUUUUGUCCCUAAAUCCUAAUAUAAUCAAAUUGAAUGAGCUUCUGACAGAGUCUGCAGAGAAGUAAAAGAAAAGAAAAAUCUGAUUUCUCUAAAAGAUGAUGGUGCCCCCAGGUGAGAAGACACUAGAUUCAUUUGUUUUGAGGCUCAGUCCUUAUGGCACGUGUACGUUGUUCCAUCAUAACUGGAAAACCACUAGCUGAGCUCACCCCGGGUGCCACCUUUCUCUCAGAUUCCAUCAGCCCUGCUCCCCGCUUUCGUGAACCGUGAGGAAAGGCUACUAGCAGACACUUUCUGUUCAGCCUUGAAGACUUUCCACCAUCGGUUCAGAACACCAAGGAGAGGUCCUUGCAGACACUGGGCCUGAGGCCACAGGAGGAAGCAAACGGGCAGUGCGCCCAGAGGAGGUAACCUCCCAAGAACUGAGCCCAAGAACAUGCAUUUCUGGGGUGGGGGGUUGGGGUGGAGCCUGAGGAUUUCUAUUAUCGAGGAUUUGUCCUAGAAAGAAUGGCUUUAUACCUCUGCGGCUGUGGCGUCCCCUUCCCUGGCACAGGACAGUCUGCUUCGCUCGCCCGAUGCCGACUUUUGGAAGGCCUGGUGUGCUUUGAGGGCAGGGGAGAUGCUACCCAGCCCAGCAGCCAGCGUGGAGCCCUGGCCUGGCCCGGGGCGCUGCCUGUGAAGGGUUAAUAAGGAACCCCACCUGCAGUCUGAGGUAGGCUGUGUGUAAAUAAAGCCUGGAGGGUCCCAGAUAGGCUCCCCAACCUGUAGUAUUAUCUUAACCACUCUCCUAUGUUAACGUUUACACAAUAGAAUUUUUAAACAAAUGUGUUUAAUUUUCUAAAAUCUCUUGUAUUAAAAUUUUCUUUUGGAAUAAGCUGUGGUAAUUUUGUUACAAUCUGGUUGAAAUACACCUCUUUACAUUGGCAAAAUUAAAAGAGUGACAUUUUCUCAGUUA
Molecule: messenger RNA, 7906 nt
Organism: Choloepus didactylus (southern two-toed sloth)
Lineage: Eukaryota; Metazoa; Chordata; Mammalia; Pilosa; Megalonychidae
Gene: SNX29
Product: sorting nexin 29
Exons: 21
Coding region: 92-2527 (811 amino acids)
Molecular function (GO): phosphatidylinositol binding
Source: RefSeq, a predicted model, not a curated record